Molecule: messenger RNA, 1655 nt
Organism: Carya illinoinensis
Lineage: Eukaryota; Viridiplantae; Streptophyta; Magnoliopsida; Fagales; Juglandaceae
Product: serine incorporator 3
Exons: 6
Coding region: 148-1386 (412 amino acids)
Cellular component (GO): membrane
Source: RefSeq, a predicted model, not a curated record
AAGAUCAGACGGUGAGGAAGAAAAUUACCUCAAUUUAUAUUUAUUUAUUUAAAUAACUGGCUUGCAAUUCGAAGGCAAAAAUGAACACCAACCUCACCUACCAGUCGUAAGUGUGUCAAUACCGGAGCUUUCGAGAGAGAGUCGAAGAUGUCGUGCUUGGCGUCUUGCUGUGUAGCUUCGACCUGCGGUCUAUGCACCUCUGUGGCAUCAGGGAUCUCCAAACGCUCGGCCAGACUUGCUUACUGCGGUCUCUUUGGUUUAUCGUUAAUUGUUUCCUGGAUUCUCCGUGAGGUCGCAGCUCCUCUCUUGGAGAAAAUCCCAUGGAUAAACAGUUCUGGGACUCACACAAAGGAAUGGUUUCAAGUACAAGCAGUUCUUCGUGUGAGCAUGGGGAAUUUCUUGUUUUUUGCAAUUUUUGCCCUUAUAAUGAUUGGAAUAAAGGACCAGAAUGACAGACGUGAUUCAUGGCACCAUGGUGGAUGGAUUGCAAAGAUGGUGAUCUGGCUUUUGCUUGUAGUGCUUAUGUUUUUCAUUCCUAAUGUUGUCAUUUCCAUCUAUGGAACGAUAUCAAAAUUUGGGGCAGGGUUAUUUUUAUUGGUUCAAGUAAUUAUCUUACUAGACUGUACGCACUCAUGGAAUGACGCAUGGGUUGAAAAAGACGAGCAGAAGUGGUAUAUUGCUUUACUUGCAGUGUCAGUUGCAUGCUAUAUUGCAGCAUUUGCGUUCUCAGGAAUUUUGUUCAUUUGGUUCAACCCAUCUGGCAAUGACUGCGGCCUCAAUGUCUUUUUCAUUGUCAUGAUGAUGAUUUUGGCGUUUGUGUUUGCAGUUAUUGCAUUGCAUCCUGCGGUGAAUGGAAGCCUUCUGCCUGCUUCUGUGAUAUCUCUCUAUUGUGCUUAUGUGUGCUACACCGGUCUCGCCAGUGAACCUCGUGAUUAUGCAUGCAAUGGUCUGCAUAACAAAUCCAGAGCGGUUACCACAAGUACUCUUAUUCUAGGGCUGAUCACGACUGUUCUGUCUGUUCUUUACUCUGCUGUUCGUGCUGGAUCUUCAACAACAUUUUUGUCACCACCAUCUUCACCCAAGUCAGCUGAGAAGAAACCUCUUCUCGAAGCGGGGGAGAUGGAAGAAGGAAAGGAAAAAAGCAAGGAGACUGAAGCGCGUCCUGUUAGUUAUUCUUAUACGUUCUUCCAUGUGAUAUUUGCUUUGGCUAGCAUGUAUUCGGCUAUGCUUCUUUCUGGAUGGACCAGCUCAUCUGAGAGCUCAGACCUCAUAGAUGUUGGCUGGACAUCAGUUUGGGUUCGGAUCUGCACAGAGUGGGUGACUGCAGUACUAUAUAUCUGGUCUCUUGUGGCUCCUAUGGUUUGCCCCGAUCGUGAGUUCUUUUAAGUAUGCUGUUCAUGAUACGUCUAGCAUUGCCAGAAUCUGUUAUUAUGUAGAUAAUUAGGUGGUGGAGCCUAAAUUUAAUUUGCCUAAUUUUUUUUCUUUUGGUGGAAAAAGAAAGGGAUGAAAUGGGGAAGGAAUGUCACCAGUGUUGGGUCUGUCGAGGGUUGUAGUAUCCUGUACUCAGGUUUGCAUAUGUUUAAUUAUGAAGUAGAUAUUACCAAGAAAUAAUUGUCCUCCAUAAGAAUUUCAGUGUCAAACUUAUUUUUCUUAAA